AUGGUGCUGCCAAAUUCAUUUAUCGUCCUGUGGACGUUGCUAUUUGUCGGGUUUGCAGAGCCGCAAGAUACAACUUCUUCAACAUCAACGAGCAGCAGAACUUCCAGCUCUAGCUCUAGCAGUAGUAGCAGUGCUAGUGCGAGUUCGAGUGCUGUUGGAGGGGGAGGCGGAGGCGGAGGCGCAUCAAGCAGCGCAAGAGCUACGCCAAGUUCAAGCGCGCCAGCGACUCGAAGCGGUCUGCCAUCGGUCUCCCACGGCUCGUUUAGCGGCAGACCAUCUACCACCGGUGCUCUGAGGGCCAGCUCCGUCGGUACUGGAAUUGUUGUUGGAGGCGUAUCCCCGGCACAGACAACAUACCCUAGCGACGGACAGCUGCAUGACGCUGAGCCUGCUCCAUAUACCCCUGGAGGCGGUCUGGGUCUGAACAGCACUCCUAUUUACAACGCCCAAAGCGAUUUCGAUUAUCAAUCACUGGCGCUUGCUCUCUACCAGGAAUGGAUUGAGCUUGAUCUUUUCCACUUUGGGCUUGCCACCUUUAGUGACUCUGACUUUGAAGAAGCCGGCUUGUCUGCGGAUGACCGCUACCUGAUCCAGUUCAUGGCCGAGCAAGAAAUCGGACAUGCCACGCUCAUCAGCAACAUCCUAGGAGCCGAGGCGCCCCAACAAUGCAACUACAACUACCCGUUCACAACUGUGCGCGAAUUCAUUGACUUCAGCCAAAAGCUCACGCGAUUUGGCGAAUCUGGUGUAUACGGCUUCUUGCCGCAUCUGAACAGUCGCGAAGCAGCCCAGUUACUCCUGCAGAGCAUCAGCACCGAAGCUCGGCAGCAGUUGAUCUUCAGACAAUUCAACGGCUUGUUCCCGAUGCCAAUUUGGUUUGAAGUCGGCGUCCCGCAAUCCUGGGCUUGGACCUUGCUGGCUCCAUAUAUCAGCUCAUGCCCGGAAGGUCAAACACGUCUGAUCUGGCAGAAUUUCCCGGCGCUGUGGAUCCUUGACCAACCCAAUCCUGCUCGCGUGAACGCAUCCCAGGGCUUCAAUGAGACUCUUGGAGCUGGUACAAACACACUAAACAGCACUGGGAUUACGGGAAGCGCAGCCUGUCUGAACCAAACUGGCGGCAAUGACUGCAGUCCCGCGAUUACGCAGAACCGCAGCAUCCCGCUAUCCUAUCCCGGUCGCCAAGUCAAUCUCACAUGGGACACGCCCGGAAAGGAAGUAGGACCUAACAACAGCUACAUCACGUCCUCUUCAGCAGGGACUGCAGCGUAUGUUGUGUGGGUGACGCAGUUGAAUGUGACAUACUCGCCCUUGACGCUGAGCGGCAACUCGUCUGGAUCAACGAUUCAGCCGGAUCUCGAGACGUUUAGCGGUGAUCCAGCGAUUAAUGGAACCAUGUUCAUUGCCAUUACUGAUGAUGACCCAUACUUGACGCCGUUCAACAUCAGUCUGAUCAACGAACAUGUUGUUGCUGGGCCAGCUUUGUACCAAUCAGGUUGA
This is a messenger RNA of Talaromyces atroroseus, 1497 nucleotides long. Its product is annotated as Protein rds1. The coding region runs from base 1 to 1497 and encodes 498 amino acids. The transcript is spliced from 2 exons. Lineage: Eukaryota; Fungi; Ascomycota; Eurotiomycetes; Eurotiales; Trichocomaceae. The record is from RefSeq and is a predicted model, not a curated record.